CACCCCCCUUCAGUCUCUCUCUCUCUCUCUCUCUCGCUGUGGUCUCUUCUGCUUGUUCUGUGCUCUUAUCUGUUUGGAUAGCUAGAAGAAACAAGAACCUACCGCCGACCGCUCAGCUUUGGUUCAACAUGGAAGGCGGAGUCCCAGAAGCCGAUGUAUCUGCCUUCAGAGAAUGUCUGUCUCUCUCAUGGAAGAACCCUUAUGUUCUUCAACUCGCGUUCUCUGCUGGAAUCGGCGGCCUCCUCUUUGGCUAUGACACUGGAGUGAUAUCAGGGGCUCUUCUGUAUAUAAGAGAUGAUUUCAAAGCUGUGGAUAGAGAGACAUGGCUACAGGAAGCCAUAGUGAGUAUGGCACUUGCAGGAGCGAUAGUGGGAGCAGCAGUGGGAGGAUGGAUCAAUGACAGAUUUGGAAGGAGGAAGGCCAUCCUACUUGCAGAUCUCCUCUUCUUUGCUGGCUCUGUCAUCAUGGCUGCCGCUACCGGCCCUGCCAUUCUUCUCGUCGGCCGAGUUUUCGUCGGCCUCGGCGUCGGCAUGGCCUCCAUGGCUGCACCUCUCUACAUCUCCGAAGCUUCUCCUACCAGAGUUCGAGGUGCUCUUGUUAGUCUCAAUGGCUUCCUCAUCACCGGUGGCCAGUUCCUCUCCUAUCUCAUCAACUUGGCCUUCACCAAGGCUCCAGGAACGUGGAGAUGGAUGUUAGGAGUAGCAGCAGCACCUGCUCUGAUACAGAUUGUACUCAUGCUCAUGCUCCCUGAAUCACCUCGUUGGCUGUUUCGAAAGGGGAGGGAAGAAGAAGGAAAAGCGAUUUUGAGGAAGAUAUACUCGCCCAGCGAAGUUGAAUACGAGAUCAAUGCCUUGAAGGAAUCAGUUGAGCUAGAAGUUAAAGAAGCUGCAUCAUCAGAAAAAAUAAGCAUAUUGAAACUGGUGAAGACCAAGACUGUGAGAAGAGGGUUAUAUGCAGGAAUGGGGCUUCAAAUUUUCCAGCAAUUUGUGGGUAUCAACACAGUGAUGUACUACAGCCCCACUAUAGUUCAACUUGCUGGUUAUGCUUCGAACCAAACAGCACUUCUUUUAUCACUGGUCACGGCUGGAUUGAAUGCAUUUGGGUCUAUUCUGAGCAUAUACUUCAUUGAUAAGACUGGGAGGAAGAAACUUCUGUUGGCGAGCUUGUCCGGGGUUGUGUUAUCUCUAGUGGUUCUAACUGUUGCGUUUCAUGAGACCACCACCCACUCACCAAUGGUUAGUUCCAUUGAGACCUCUCACUUCAACAACUAUACAUGCCCUGAUUAUUCCUCUGCUUUCAACCCUUCCUCUUGGGAUUGCAUGACGUGCCUCAAGUCUUCUCCUGAGUGUGGCUUCUGUGCUUCACCAACUAACAAGCUAUUGCCUGGGGCAUGUUUGAUCUCCAAUGACGCCACAAAGGACUUGUGUGGAAAAGAAGCCAGGUCAUGGUACACAAGGGGGUGUCCUAGCAAAUAUGGGUGGCUUGCCCUGGUUGGGCUUGCCCUUUACAUCAUCUUCUUCUCCCCUGGGAUGGGCACUGUCCCUUGGGUGGUCAACUCUGAGAUAUAUCCUCUUAGGUACAGAGGGAUCUGUGGAGGGAUGGCUUCCACUUCCAACUGGGUCUCUAACCUCAUUGUUGCUCAGUCCUUCUUGUCUCUGACAGACGCCAUUGGCACCUCUUGGACCUUCAUGAUCUUCAUUUUCAUCACCAUUGCUGCCAUCAUCUUCGUCAUCAUUUUUGUCCCGGAAACCAAAGGGCUUCCAAUGGAGGAGGUGGAGGCUAUGCUUGAGAGAAGAUCUCUUAAUUUCAAGUUUUGGCAGAGAAGAAGUUCUCAGCCUGAAAUUGUAAAACAGUGAAGCCCCAAUCAUAUAUGGCCAUGUUGACUUUACGUGUGUCCCCCUUGAUUUGUGUCUCAGUAUUGAAAUAUAUAUAAUAUAUGAAACCAUGUGUACUGGAUAAUGGUUUCAAUGGGGAAGAAUUAUUAAUGUAGAAAAUGGAUUAGGCAUUGUAGUUCAAGCUAGUGCAUUGAUUUUCUCUUGAAACUGCAAUCAUUUGUAACUUGAGGAAUAAGAUUGUGUUACCCGGUUGAUCGGCCGGCUGGA
Prosopis cineraria is the source of this 2102-nucleotide messenger RNA. RefSeq names its product probable inositol transporter 2. Gene Ontology annotation, cellular component: membrane. Gene Ontology annotation, biological process: transmembrane transport. Gene Ontology annotation, molecular function: myo-inositol:proton symporter activity. Bases 129 to 1856 code for a protein of 575 amino acids. The record is from RefSeq and is a predicted model, not a curated record. NCBI's taxonomy places the organism in Eukaryota, Viridiplantae, Streptophyta, Magnoliopsida, Fabales, Fabaceae. The transcript is spliced from 6 exons.